GGUCACUCAAUGGAUAGUUCUAACUCAUUUUUCGUUGCGGGUGUGAUAAGCUUUUCAAAUAUGCUCAGUGAGCAUGACUCGCGGAUUGACCCCGUACUAUAUAUGAUGGCAUAGAUUAAUCAAUUCUCUGGUCAGUUUGUGAAGGAAGUAGAAUGGAACGGUGGCAAAAUAAAGUGGCUGUAGUGACAGGAGCUAGUGCCGGUAUUGGAGUAGCAGUCGCAGCUGAUUUGGUGAAAAAUGGUUUCAUUGUGGUUGCCCUAGCUCGGCGGGAGGAACGCCUUAGAGAAAAUCAAAAGGCUCUUCCGGAAAAUCUACAAUCCCGAUACCAUCCACGAAAAUGUGAUGUAACUAAAGAAGAUCAAGUAAAGGAUACCUUCGCCUGGGUCGAGUCCACAUUUGGAGGGACUGAUGUUCUUGUUAACAACGCCGGUAUUAUAUCUGCAGGCGUGGAGUUAUCAAGCCUGGAUAAUACCGAACCUAUUCGAAACACACUGGAGACGAACACAAUGAGUGUGGUUUAUUGUGUCCGGGAGGCAUUUAAUUCUAUGAAAAAACGGAACUUCGAUGGACACAUUGUGAUCAUAAAUAGUGUCGCUGGACACAAAGUUCCCGUGGUGCCGGUGGGUUCAUUAAAUAUUUAUCCUGCUUCCAAGUUCGCAGUGACGGCAAUGGUUGAAACAUAUCGGCAAGAAUUUGCAAAUGCUGGAACAAAAGUUAAAGUUACGAGUAUCAGUCCCGGUGGUGUACUUACCGAAAUAUUACCAAACAUGCGAGCUCAUCUGGAUGCAGACCAUCCACUUUUGUACCCAGAGGAUAUAUCGAAUGCGGUAUUAUAUGUAUUAGGUACACCCCCGCAUGUCCAGGUCCAUGAGCUAAUUAUCAAACCUGUUGGGGAGAAAAUUUGAAAAAUGAAUGUGUCUUCGAGCUGUAAACAUAUUUGUGUGCUUAUCGGAGAAUACUGCGGCUUUUG
This is a messenger RNA of Hermetia illucens (black soldier fly), 970 nucleotides long. Its product is annotated as farnesol dehydrogenase-like. The transcript is spliced from 3 exons. NCBI's taxonomy places the organism in Eukaryota, Metazoa, Arthropoda, Insecta, Diptera, Stratiomyidae. The record is from RefSeq and is a predicted model, not a curated record. Bases 153 to 905 code for a protein of 250 amino acids.